Messenger RNA from Glycine soja, 336 nucleotides. RefSeq names its product troponin I 1-like. NCBI's taxonomy places the organism in Eukaryota, Viridiplantae, Streptophyta, Magnoliopsida, Fabales, Fabaceae. The transcript has a single exon. Bases 1 to 336 code for a protein of 111 amino acids. The record is from RefSeq and is a predicted model, not a curated record.
AUGCAGGUUUCUAUGUCCAACCAAAAGAGCACAGAGUCUGCCAUAAAGAAUCUGGAGGUCCAAGUGAGACAACUUGCAAUGCAAUUGGUAGAUAGAUCAUCAAGCAGUUUUACAGCUAAUACAGAGAAAAAUCCCAAGGAGGAGUGUAAAGUUGUGAUGACUAGAAGAAAAAGGGAAAUCCAUGUGGAUGAGAGUGAAACUGAGAAGAAGAUGGAGGAACAUAAACAACAGCUGGCACCUAAGCCAGCACUUGAACCCGUUUCUGAUUUUGUAGAACUUGAAGAGAUUAAUGAGGAGACUGAAGAUGAUAAGGAAGAAGAGACACCAAUAAAAUAG